AUGGCUUCCAAGUGGCCAGCACACGAGAUCAGCCAGAUCAACGAGGGAGCGGGAGAGCUUGGCCACACAUACUCAAAACGGCUGCCAAACCGGGAUGCGUCGCGGCGGGGUCCGUAUGCGACGACUCCUUUCCCCACAUUUGGCCCUGCUCACGGUGGCUGCACCGCACUGCACUUUUGCGCAAGCUUGCGGUUUCCAACCUUCAACAUGGCGGGCAUUGAAGUGUCCGUGGAGACAGAAGAGCAGUUCUGGGACGAGCUCCAAGAGAUCGUGUCGGUAGCACAAUGCGACUCGUAUGAGACCAUCGACGACUCCCUCCGCUCCUGGCUCUACCUCGUCUCGACAUGCCGGGACAACUUCCUACACAGCGAGGACGAUGUCGCCAGCUGCUCCCAGAUGCUCAUCGAUAGCCCCAUAUUCUGUGGGCACCAGGACUAUGUCCGGACCCAGAUCAUGUACAGCCUGCUGCAAGAGGACGAUCCGACCACCCUCAACGUCAUCGCGAACUUCCUGCUUCUGGACGGCCGGUCCGACGAGACCACCUUCAAGUCCAUGAUAGACGAGGGCUGUUUCCCAAAGCUGGUGGAGCUGAUAAAGAGCCGCAGGGAUGAUGACCGGAGGCUACACCGACUGCUACUGGAGCUGAUGUAUGAGAUGGGACGCAUCGAGCGCCUGCGGGUCGACGACCUGCUGUGCGUCGACGACGACUUCGUCAUCUACAUGUUCCAGCUGAUCGAGGGCCUCUCGGACGAUGUGAAUGACCCAUACCACUACCCGAUCAUACGAGUCUUGUUGGUGAUGAACGAGCAGUACAUGGUUGCCUCUACUACAGCCGCCGUCGAUGCUUCCUCGCCAGCAGUCCCUAUCACGAACCGGGUCAUCAAAAUACUCAGCAUCCACGGCCCCAGCUUCAGGACCUUCGGAGAGAACAUAAUACUCCUGCUGAACAGGGAGACGGAGACGUCGCUGCAGCUUCUGAUACUGAAGCUGCUCUACUUGCUGUUCACCACCAAGGGCACCUACGAGUACUUCUACACCAACGACCUGCGCGUCCUCCUGGACGUCAUAAUCCGCAACCUCCUGGACCUUCCCGACGAGUCCAUGUCACUGCGGCACACGUACCUCCGCGUGCUGUACCCCCUCCUGGCGCACACCCAGCUGAGCCACCCGCCGCACUACAAGCGCGAGGAAAUCCUCAAGGUGCUGUCUAUCCUGAGCGGCGAGGGCAACAUCCACUUCGCGCCCGCGGACGAGACGACCCUGCGCCUGGUGGACCGCGUGUCCAAGGUCAAGUGGCUAAGUGAGAGCCCCGAGGGCGAGGUCGCCCGCAAGUUCCUGGGCAUCAGCCUGUCGGGCGCCCAAACGCAGAGCAACGUCAGCGUCGUCGACGUCGCGGCCGUCAUGGAGAAGCCGGGCGUCAAGACACCCAGCCGCCGCGCCGCCGGCGACGCCAAGGCCGCGGAGCUGAAGGAGGAGCUGGCGGGGGCCGCGCCGCCGGGGACACACGACGGGGCACCCGCACCUGCGCCGCCGAAGCCGAAGAAGGUCCUACCUGCGGUGCCCAGGCACAGGCACGGAAAGCCUACCACGCCCAUCCUGCCCGAGGUGCUGGUCAAUGGCGGAGGGAACAACAGCGCUGGCGGCAACAACGGCAAUGGCGCGCCGCCCACGAAGAAGCUGCCGCCCAAGACGCCGCCUCCCCGUAGGACGAGAUUGAGGGCCGCCGAGACGUGCAGCGAGGCGCCCCCAGCGCCCCCGGCGGCACCAUCCGCACAGGCAUCGUGA
Molecule: messenger RNA, 1785 nt
Organism: Diaporthe amygdali
Lineage: Eukaryota; Fungi; Ascomycota; Sordariomycetes; Diaporthales; Diaporthaceae
Product: ldb17 protein
Exons: 4
Coding region: 1-1785 (594 amino acids)
Biological process (GO): actin cortical patch localization; actin cortical patch assembly; endocytosis
Cellular component (GO): actin cortical patch
Molecular function (GO): Arp2/3 complex binding
Source: RefSeq, a predicted model, not a curated record